Messenger RNA from Penicillium nucicola, 1350 nucleotides. Its product is annotated as MIP/aquaporin family protein. Gene Ontology annotation, biological process: glycerol transmembrane transport; water transport. The coding region runs from base 1 to 1350 and encodes 449 amino acids. Gene Ontology annotation, molecular function: water channel activity; glycerol channel activity. The transcript is spliced from 3 exons. Gene Ontology annotation, cellular component: plasma membrane. Lineage: Eukaryota; Fungi; Ascomycota; Eurotiomycetes; Eurotiales; Aspergillaceae. The record is from RefSeq and is a predicted model, not a curated record.
AUGGCUUCAUCAAAGGAGAGCCAACGUGAAAAUGGCGAUGGUGUCAAGGGUGAGUCUCCAAUCUAUAGCCCAAAGAAACCCACACGCGACCAAACUAACGAACCGAAAGACACUGUCGAAAUGCCCGAAACGCAAGCGCCCAAUGGAACCCAAGAAGCAGGCAGCAGAAAUGAGGCUCUAGGCAAUAAUCAAUCAUACAGUCUAGCCAACUCCAACGCCCAAACACAAAACUCCCACAAAAACCCAAACGAGCCAUACAUUGACGAUGAAUACCAAGACUACAAUCCACAAUAUGGACAAGAAGAAGAUGGCCCGACCUGGUCUCUGGCACAGCCAUUGCCUCACAUCGUCCGACCAGGUAUGCGUCAUGGCGCCUUACCAGAGGACCGCCAAGAGGACGCAGAAGACAUGAAACGAUACGGCGAGGACCCGAGCCAGAAAAGCGCCGCGCAGAAACAACAAGUCUCUGAUGCGCGUGUUCGGCAGAACAAGGAUACAGAUGAUCAAGGGUUCUUUAAUACGUGGAGUAAGAUCCGGCAUCAAAUGAGGGAACCAUUGGCCGAAUGGCUUGGUACAACAGUAGCCAUGACAAUCGGACUCUGCGCAACCCUUUCAAACUUCACUUCCAACGGCCAAGGAGGCUCCUACACAUCCCAAAGCGCAGCCUGGGGCUUCGGCUUCAUGAUAGCAAUUUAUGCAACGGGCGGUACCUCCGGUGGGCACAUGAACCCUGCAAUCUCAAUCUCACUCUCGGUCUUCAGAGGAUUUCCCGCGCGGAAAUGCUUCAUCUACAUCGCCGCCCAGCUUCUCGGUGCGAUCACCGCGGGCGGGUUCGCGUACGCGCUGUAUCACGAUGCCAUUGUGGAGAUUGCGGCUGCAUCCAAGGUCCCGCAAAAUGCUAGUGCGGCCAUGUCUGCGAUGAUCACUAUGCCCAAGUCCUUUGUGCAUCCUGCCACGGCGUUUUUCACUGAGUUUGUUGGCAGUGCUAUUCUUGUCGGCGCUAUUAUGGCGUUGGGCGAUGAUACCAAUGCGCCGCCGGGAGCUGGCAUGCAGGCGUUUAUCUUGGGGAUUCUGAUUACGGUCAUUAUUCUUGCUUUGGGGUAUAAUACUGGCGGAUGUUUCAACUGUGCCCGUGAUUUCGGACCUAGACUGGUUGCUCUCAUGGCUGGAUGGGGCGGUCAACUCUUCCGUGAAUAUCACGCGUGGUGGAUUUGGGGACCAUGGUGUGCUGAUAUUAGCGGUGCCUUGUUUGGAGCCUUGGUCUACGAUAUGGCUAUCUUCACUGGUGGAGAAAGUCCUGUCAACUACCCCCGCGCCGACGCAAGCGUGCUAUCCGGGUCAGAUCAUUGA